Empidonax traillii (willow flycatcher) is the source of this 2743-nucleotide messenger RNA. RefSeq names its product DIX domain containing 1 (gene DIXDC1). Gene Ontology annotation, cellular component: cytosol. The transcript has 19 exons. The record is from RefSeq and is a predicted model, not a curated record. Gene Ontology annotation, molecular function: protein binding. Gene Ontology annotation, biological process: canonical Wnt signaling pathway. Bases 190 to 2343 code for a protein of 717 amino acids. NCBI's taxonomy places the organism in Eukaryota, Metazoa, Chordata, Aves, Passeriformes, Tyrannidae.
UGCCCACUGCGAGCCCUGACUUUGGCUCAACUCUCGCCGAGCCCCGAGCCCUGCACAUAUGGGACGAUGAGAGCGGUCCCCCAUGAGCUCCGAGCCUUUGUCUCUGCCAGGAGAAGGAGGAGGAGGAGGCGCCCGGAGCUGCCCCGCGUCCCCUGAGAGCCUCGCCCGCCCGUGGGCUCCCGCAGGACGAUGCUCGCCUGCCUGGCCAGGGGCAGUUUGCUGGAUAUUCUGCAGGAGGGCUUCACAGAGCACCAGCUCCAGGCAUAUGUGGCCUGGGUGAAUUCCCAGCUGAAGAAGAAGCCAGCAGCAAAGCCAGUGCAGGACCUGAGACAGGAUCUGCGGGAUGGAGUCACCCUGGCUCUGCUCAUUGAGAUUGUGGCUGGUGAGAAGCUCAGUGGCAUUGAGGCCAACCCCACCAGCCAGCAGGAGAUGAGGGACAAUGUGGAGAAAGUCCUACAGUUUGUGGCAUCCAAGAAGAUCCGCAUGCACCAGACAUCAGCUAAAGACAUCGUCGACGGGAACCUGAAGUCCACCAUGAGGCUGAUCCUGGCCUUGGCCGCCCACUUCAAGCCGGGCUCCGGGAGGGCCGCGGGUGCCAGCGGGGCUGGCGUGGCGGGGAAGGGCUGGGCAGUGCCCACGGGCAGCCACAGGCCCCGCUCUGCCGCUGCCAUGGCCCAGGGGGCAGUGGCUGCCCUGGCCGAGGUCCGGCAGGACGUGCUGCACUCCGGCCGGGACGUGUUCCGCCACAGGCACCGAAACAGCAGCAUGGAUGAGGAGAUUGAAAAUCCCUACUGGAGUGUCCGGGCACUGGUGCAGCAGUAUGAGGGGCAGCAGAACGUGCCACACGAGUCCCACUCCUCCAGCCUCACAUCACCCAGCCCCGUCCACAGUGCAAAGAGUGAAUCCACUGUAGCCCCGUCAGAGGAGAAGGAGAGGCUUGUGAUCCUCCAGGUUGAAGAAACAGAAACUAAAACAGAGGAGACUGAUUCCCAUCUCCAGCCUGAGUGGCAAGCAGGGAACUCUGGCUCUUACCUGGAGAACUCAUGGGAGGAGCAGCUUUUGGAACAACAGGACCACUUGGAAAAGGAGAUGGAGGAAGCAAAAAAAAUGAUUUCGGGCUUGCAGGCUUUGUUGCUCAAUGGCUCUUUACCUGAGGACGAGCAGGAAGGGUCCUUUGAGCUUUGUGAACGUGGGGCCUGCCCUGAAGAGCAGCUGAUCAUAAUCCGAAGUCGCCUGGACCAGAGUGUGGAAGAAAACCAAGACCUAAAGAAGGAGCUACUGAAAUACAAACAAGAAGCUCGAAACCUGCAGGGGAUAAAGGAUGCCCUCCAGCAGAGGCUGAUCCAGCAGGAUGCUUCAGUCCUGCAGCUGAAGCAGGAGCUGCUGAGAGCAAACAUGGACAAGGAGGAGCUGCACAACCAGAACGUUGAUCUUCAGAGGAAGCUGGAGGAGAGAAACCGGCUGCUGGCAGAGUACAAAAAGGAGCUGUGCCAGAAGGACCGGCACCUGCAGCAGCACCAGACCAAGCUGGACGAGAUGCUCAGGCAGCUGUCCGAGGCCAGCUACCAACAGGUACGGACUGGGGGGCUGCACUGGUGCCCUGGCACUCACCUGGCUGGCUCAGUGCCCGUGUUGACUCCUCUCCUCCCCUCCCAGGUGGAUUUGGAGCGGGAGCUGGAGCACAAGGAGGCCCUGCUGGCUCACUGCAUGAAGAGGGAGGCUGAGGAGGUGCUGGCUUACAGCAGCCACAGUGCUCAGAGCAAUGGCUUUCUCCAGACAGCAGGAAAAGGAGCCGCUCCCACGGCCCACCGAGGGGCAAACGACCUGCAGCUGGUCCGGGACGCCCUUCGCAGCCUCAGGAACAGCUUCAGCGGCCACGACCCCCAGCACCACACCAUCGACAGCCUGGAGCAGGGCAUCGCCAGCCUCAUGGAGCGCCUGCACCGCGUGGAGACGCAGAAGAGGCAAGAGAGAAGGGUGCGGGGGAAAUCGCCGGCCAGCAGAGCCACCAACGAGUGCAGAGACUCCUGGCCUCCCAAAUCCAAGCUGCCUCACUCUCACAGCACCCCAGUGAUGAGCACCAGUGCCUGCACCAAAGUGUUGUACUUCACCGACCGCUCCCUCACCCCCUUCAUGGUCAGCAUACCAAAGAGGUUAGGGGAAGUGACCCUGAAGGAUUUCAAGGCAGCUAUUGAUCGGGAGGGAACCCACAGGUACCACUUCAAAGCCCUGGAUCCGGAGUUUGGCACAGUCAAGGAGGAGGUAUUCCAUGAUGAUGACAUCAUUCCUGGCUGGGAGGGGAAAAUUGUGGCCUGGGUGGAAGAAGACCACGGGGAGAAUUAAUGGAGCUUCCAAGCCUCGUUGCUAUGGAAACCUGCGACUGGCUGCCGAGCUCCAAGGGUGACCAGCGAGGCGCUGAGAGCUGGGAGGAAAGAGGCCAACUCGAGCUGCCAAAACAAAAACAAACCACCCAGCCUCUCUGCAAACAGCGGGUACUGCAUGUGGUGUGCGUGGGCACUGCCCCCUGACCCCGCCAUGCCCAGGUGGAGGUGGUGUCCUGGGACUGGAAGGACGGGUCUGUGGGGAGGAAACACCUUUGUCCUGUCAGCGAAACCCUGGAGGCCUUAAUGAUGCUCUGCCCCCUCGUCCUGCUCCCCCUGCUCCUGUGACGUCCUGUGGGCUCACCUGGGCACUUGGAGCCUGGUUCCUUGUGCUGGUGUUACAUAAAUAUGCACUGAUGGCA